AUGAGACUUGCAGGUGCUAAAUCUAUUGCAACUCCUAUGGAGCAGAAUCAAAAACUCACCACAGUUGGGUUUGACCAACAUGUACCAUCAACUUCUGAAGAUUUAACACUAGCAGAUCCCUCUAGCUACCAACAACUUAUUGGUAGGUUACUCUAUCUCACAACAACCCGACCAGACAUAGCAUUUGUUGUACAGAGUUUGAGUCAAUUCAUGUAUUCCCCAAAGAAGUCUCAUAUGGAGGCAGCCAUGAGACUUGUGAGGUAUGUAAAACAUGAACCAGGAUCAGGAAUAUUGAUGUCUGCUACUGUUGAUAAUUUGUUGAAAGUAUAUUGUGAUGCUGACUGGGGAGCUUGCAUAAACAGUAGAAGAUCUAUAACUGGUUAUCUAGUGCACUAUGGGAGUUCUCCUAUUUAUGGAAGUCCAAGAAACAAGCCACAGUCUCAAGGAGUUCAGUAG
Solanum tuberosum (potato) is the source of this 456-nucleotide messenger RNA. RefSeq lists its product as uncharacterized. The transcript has a single exon. Lineage: Eukaryota; Viridiplantae; Streptophyta; Magnoliopsida; Solanales; Solanaceae. The coding region runs from base 1 to 456 and encodes 151 amino acids. The record is from RefSeq and is a predicted model, not a curated record.